AAAAAAAGACGCCACAGGAGUUCCCUGGUGGUGCAGUCAGUUAAGGAUCCUCUUCUCACUGCUGUGGCUCCGGUUACUGUGGUGGCGCAGAUUGUAUUCCUGGCUCCGGAACUUCGGGCAUGCCACCAACGUGGCAAAAAAAAAAAAAAAAAAAAAAAAAAAAAAACCACAAUAUUUCUUUUAAAAGGAGAAAUAAAUCCCUGGGGAAGCUCCGCACAUAGCUUGGAUCUCGGUCACCUGCAUUUCCACUUCUUUCGCCCCAAGCCCCUUUUCGGGCCCCUGGGUCCCAGCGAGCCUCUUGCAUCCCGUCCUUCCCGCGCUCCUCCACCCACAGGUUGCCUUGGAAACAAGCCAGGUUGCGCAGAGACUCCUGUGACGCGGGCCCCGGAGCGUCCCGGAGAUCAAACCUGGACAGCCAACCUCAGCAACAGGCUGGGGGUCCGAAGGAGGGGCCGGGAGCAAGAGGCGCCAAUACUGUGACGCCCAGCAGAUCCCGCAGACCCUGGCCCCGCCCGCUGGCUCCGCCCCCCGCCGCCCCCUCCCAGGUGGUAGAUAUAAAGUCACAGCCCCGACCGCGGCUCACUACGCCCUGACCCGGCCCGACUACCUGGAGUCGGGAGACCCUGCUCCUCGUGCCUCUCCCCAAUGGCUGACCAGCUCUUUCAGCGCAAACCCUGGGACCCCGAGCAGCUUCGCCCGGACCCCGACGCUGACUCCGAGGAAGGCCUGUUUGACAAACCUCCCCCGGAAGAGCCCCCAGCUGUCCGCGGGCCCAAGUCGGCAUGGGCUGCGGGCCGGAAGGCCAGUCGUCGUAGCGGCUGGAGGGCGCAGGGGGCCCGCUCCGGGCAGCACCCCAAGGCCGCAGCGCGUCCCCCGCCCCAAGAGGAGGCGUCUCCACUGGACGAGGGCUGCUAUCUCGACCAUUUUCCGCAUCUCUCCAUCUUUAUUUACGCGGCCAUUGCCUUCUCCAUCACCUCCUGCAUUUUUACCUAUAUCCAUUUACAGCUUGUCUGAGUUGCCAGGGCAGGACGGGGUGGGCGCAAGGCCGAGAGAGGAAGCAAGGGGAAAAAGGGGGCUCAGCGUUUUGUGCCUGGAGACGCGCUGCACGCACUCCAUCUAGCUUUUGAUGCUUGUUUUUUCUCUGCUUGUUACCGCCUUUGUCUAACUACCCAUCAGUAGGAACGUCCAAAGCAGCUGCUGCUAACGAAAUAAGCGCCUGGGGACCAGGGGAGGAGACACAGACCCCAACAUUUAGAAUCUUUGGUUGCGAUAUAAUUCCGCUUAUAAUGAGGAUAAUAUCCCUGGAAUCUACCGCUUUGUGAAAUGGGGGUGGGGGGGACGCACAGAGAGCAUCAUUUUGUGUCUGAGGCGGGCACAGCCAGCACAACCUACUGUUCUUUAAGGGAUAAUGAGCCAGACCUGGGCCCGUGGAGGAGGGUUGGCGCACUGGCCCGGGCUGGAUCCUUGUGAUGCAGCACCGCCCCCGAGAGGAGCCAGCUGUGCCCCCACCUCCCCCCGAACUGGCACAGACAAGAGCCCUAAGCGCGGGAGCCGGUGGACAUGAACGCGCAGCAGACGCCGCAGGAGCGCAGGACACGGCUUUGAUGCCGCUACCGAUGUCGCGGCGGAACGGAGACACAUAGCCGAAAGAGCUGUUCUGCCAGGAAGCCAUGCUCUGGUCGUGUCCUGGACGGCGUGGGACCAGCGGCUGCAAACAUUAAAGGGAAGCAGGCCCGCACGCUGCUGGGAUGAGGCUCUAGGGCCCAGGCUGGGGUCCAUGGGAGGGCUGUCAUUGAGUCUUUGGGGACUUGGGGGAGGCAAAUCCUUGGCUAUGGGACCCAAGACGAAUCGGGUGAGGGGAUCUCUCAUUGAUAAGAAUUCGUGCUGGGAAGCUACAGGACCUUUAGAGGUUUGUCCUCUAAGAUCCAGAAGACCAAAUACCAAAAUCCAGCUUGGCAGGUUACCCACCCACCAUGUUUACUCAUGAAUGUCAAAUGUCAUAAUGUGUGGCUCUAAUAUUGCAUAUACUUGACUUGGAAAUGUCUGUAACUAUGGUAAUUAGUCCAAUGUAAUAAAUCCUUUUUCAGUCAAAUUCUUAAAAAAUACUAUAGUCAUCUUAGUGAAUGUUAAUUCAUAUCUCAUUGUGGUUUUGAUUUGCAUUUCCCUGAUGGUUAAUGAUGUUGAGUAUCUUUUCAUGUGCUUUAGCCAAGCGUCUGUCUGUCUCUGAAGAAAUACCUAUUCAGAUCGUUUAUCCCCUUUAAAACUGGGCUGUUUGUCUUGAAUUCUAUGGAUUCUUUAUGUAUUCUAAAUAUAAGUCAAUGAUCAGAUAUG
Sus scrofa (pig) is the source of this 2331-nucleotide messenger RNA. RefSeq names its product small integral membrane protein 48 (gene SMIM48). Lineage: Eukaryota; Metazoa; Chordata; Mammalia; Artiodactyla; Suidae. The record is from RefSeq and is a predicted model, not a curated record.